Molecule: messenger RNA, 1789 nt
Organism: Frankliniella occidentalis (western flower thrips)
Lineage: Eukaryota; Metazoa; Arthropoda; Insecta; Thysanoptera; Thripidae
Product: ABC transporter G family member 23-like
Exons: 7
Coding region: 308-1777 (489 amino acids)
Molecular function (GO): ATP hydrolysis activity; ATP binding
Source: RefSeq, a predicted model, not a curated record
GGGUGCGCUGGUACCGAAAGAGAAGAAAAAGACACGCAAGACGCGAAGUGCUAAAAAGCAAGUGGCCGCCUCGUGCGUGGACGAAAGCAGUGGGGGCACGGAGAGGGGAUUACGACUUGUCUCUGACCGUCGCGUUCCCUCGCAACCUCAGGGACCCUUGCUCGGAGUUUAACAACCGGCGCAGUCGAGUCCGGAUCGGAGGCGGCGGCCGAUCUACCCCUGCACCCUGUGGGUGGACCGUCUGUGAGGCCGUGGUCGGACCACCCUUGGUGAUAGCCUGUCUCUGCAACGCGCACGUCACAUCGGCAUGCCUACGCAGGGUUCAUACCGGAGGUCCCCGGGCGCCAUGGCCCCGGACGGGGCGAGGGUGGCGGGGCUGGAGGCCCACCUGGACGACCAGGGCCACCAGGGCCACCUGCACCACCACGGUCUCCCCGGCCUGGACGACGACAGCGCGGCCGUGCUGGUGCGCAAGGCCUACAAGGAGUACCGGAACAAGGCCCUGUUUCGGAAGCCCGUCUCUAACAUGGUCAUCAAGGGCAUGGACAUGACGGUCAGGCGAGGCACGAUCUACGGCCUGCUUGGCGCGAGUGGCUGCGGCAAGACCACCAUCCUCAAGUCCAUCGUCGGGCAGAACCACCUGACCGCCGGCGAGGUGCUCACCCUGGGGCGGGUCCCCGGGACGCCCGGCUGCGGCGUGCCCGGCUCCGCCGUCGGGUACAUGCCGCAGGAGCUGGCGCUGUACAUCGGCUUCACCAUCGCCGAGACCUUCCGCUACUUCGGCUGGCUGACGGGCGUCCCCAGGAAGGAGCUGGCCGCCAGGUCCGCGUCGCUGCUCAAGUUCCUGGACCUCCCGCCGGCGCACUGCCUCAUCGGCCAGCUCAGCGGCGGCCAGCAGAGGCGGGUGUCGUUCGCCGUGGCGCUGCUGCACCAGCCCGCCCUCCUCAUCCUGGACGAGCCCACCGUCGGCGUGGACCCCGUCUUGCGACAGAGGAUAUGGGAUCACCUGAUGGACAUCACCUCGGACGGCCGGACGACGGUCAUCAUCACGACGCACUACAUCGAGGAGGCGCGGCAGGCGCACACGCUGGGCCUGAUGCGGCAGGGCGUGCUGCUGGCAGAGGACGCUCCCGACCGCCUGCUGGAGCGCUACCACUGCGCCACCAUGGAGGACGUGUUCCUCAAGCUGAGCGUCCUGCAGAUCCGGACCUCGCCCGACGACCCGGAGGAGGUCGUCGAGGCGCGCGACAACAACCAAAACACACAAAGUUCCUACCCGGCCGAGCCGCCACCGCCGCCCGAGCCGGCGAGCCCGGAGGCCUUCAAGCACGGACACGGAAACCACAGCUCGCCUCGCACCAUGGUGCCGCUGGUGACGUUGUCCCCGCACGCCGCCAAGUCCUCCGGGCCGGCGCUAGGCCCGGCGCUAGGCCCGGCGCUGGCCCCGCCGCACCAGCGGCCGCCCACCCCCUCCUCGACGCGCAUGUCCUGCCUACUGUGGAAGCACGUCCUGUGGAUGAGGAGGAAUCUGCCGAUGGUGGCCUUCCUCACGCUGCUGCCGGUCGUGCAGUGCAUGCUGUUCGGCAUGACGGUGGGCCGCGACCCCAAGGGCCUCAAGCUGGCCGUGUUCAACGCCGAGGGUGACUGCGCCGACCCGGCCCUGGACACGAUCGACACGUUCAACUGCAGCAGCCCCAGUCUGUUGUCCUGUCGGUACAUUAGGAUGCUCCGUGACCAGGACUUCGACACGGUGAGGCGCAUUGGAAUAUUAUUUUAAAUAAGAGUAUUU